Ascochyta rabiei is the source of this 1266-nucleotide messenger RNA. RefSeq lists its product as uncharacterized. Gene Ontology annotation, molecular function: oxidoreductase activity; zinc ion binding. The record is from RefSeq and is a predicted model, not a curated record. The transcript is spliced from 3 exons. The coding region runs from base 1 to 1266 and encodes 421 amino acids. Lineage: Eukaryota; Fungi; Ascomycota; Dothideomycetes; Pleosporales; Didymellaceae.
AUGGCACGCGCCCCACAAAACAGCGGGAAUAUCAUUCCUCUCCUCGACCCCGAUCACGAUCCAGGGCAGGUACCGGCCGAGGACACAUCCGCGAAUACUACAAACACGUCUGCCGACAAGAUGAAGGCGGUGCAUUAUGAGGGGCCGUUCAAGGUCUCGGUGAAGGAGAUCGGAAUGCCAAAGAUCGAGCAUCCAGAUGAUGUAAUUGUCAAAGUAACGACUGCAGCCAUUUGCGGUUCGGACCUGCACAUGUACCAGGGCCGCACUGCCGCAGAGUCAGGACUGGUCUUCGGCCACGAGAACAUGGGUGUUGUAAUCGAGACCGGCGCAGGGGUGACGCUGCUCGAGAAGAAUGACAGGGUAGUCAUGCCCUUUAACGUGGCCGAUGGAAGGUGUCAGAACUGCGAAGAGGGCAAGACAGCCUUCUGUACGGGCGUAAAUCCUGGGUUUGCUGGGGGGGCCUAUGGCUACGUAGCUAUGGGACCUUACCAAGGUGGUCAGGCACAGUACAUUCGUGUACCGUUUGCCGACUUUAACGCACUCAAGCUACCAAGAGGCACAGAGCAUGAGGCGGACUUUAUCCUGCUGGCAGACAUAUUCCCUACAGGGUGGCACGGCUUGGUGCUAUCAGGGUUCCAGAGUGGUGAGAGCGUUGCAGUGUUCGGAGCCGGCCCCGUUGGUCUGAUGGCGGCAUACAGUGGCGUCUUGCGAGGCGCAAGUAGGGUGUUUGUCGUCGAUACUGUGCCUGAGCGAUUGAAGGCAGCAGAGAAGAUUGGCUGCAUACCGAUCGAUUUCAGGAAGAGCGACCCUGUUGAGCAGAUCAUUAACGCCAAUGGUGGCAUGGUUGACAGGGCGAUCGAUGCUGUAGGCUAUCAAGCAGUGGACGCCUCUGGAUCCAAAGAGAAGCCGAACAUCGUCCUUGACCAACUAAUCAUGGUUACUCGUCCAACUGGCGGUCUCGGCAUCCCGGGAUUGUAUGUGCCAGCGGAUCCUGGUGCGCCAGAUGAGCAGAGCAAGAAGGGACAGAUUCUCAUCUCGUUCGGAAAGCUCUUCGAAAAGGGACUGUCGCUAGGCACUGGGCAGUGCAACGUCAAAGCUUACAACAGGUAUCUACGUGAUAUGAUCAUCUCAGGCAAGGCAAAGCCAAGCUUCGUUGUGUCGCACGAGAUCGAGAUUGAUAGCGCGCCUGAGGCGUACCAGAAGUUCGACCAGAGGAUCGAUGGGUACACGAAAGUGCUGAUACAUCCCAACGGACCACUAAACUGA